CCCCGGGGUCCUACGCGGAAAUUGCUAGCGGAACUCUGAAACUUGCGCCGCUUUAACCACUCUCGUCUCGUGCGACCUUCUUCCCCCCACCCUCCAGAUCUCGCCAAAACUCUACCGGAACGGGCGCGCUCCCGGCAUUUUCUCCAUAGCCCUCGUCGCGGACGAAGGCAGUAGAUCCGGCGGACGGCGGCCCGGCGCAUCUCCUCGCCUGCGAAGGUGCAUAAUUUGCUGGCUUGUGUUAGUUCGGGGGACCAACAAAGUUACUGAAAAUGGUGGUUCUUGCUGCUUCCAUCAUCUCAAAAUCUGGAAAAGCACUUGUUUCAAGACAGUAUGUUGACAUGUCUCGAAUUAGGAUCGAAGGAUUACUUGCAGCAUUCCCAAAACUUGUUGGAACUGGGAAGCAGCACACUUAUCUUGAGACUGAAAGUGUCCGUUAUGUUUAUCAACCUAUUGAAGGCCUAUAUCUGCUGCUUAUUACAAACAAGCAGAGUAACAUUCUUGAAGAUCUGGACACACUGAGGCUACUAUCCAAGCUUGUGCCUGAGUACUCUUCUCUGGAUGAGGAUAGUAUCUGUAAAACAGCAUUUGAGCUUAUAUUUGCAUUUGAUGAGGCAAUCUCUCUCGGAAACAAGGAAAAUGUGACGGUGCAACAAGUCAAGCAAUACUGUGAGAUGGAAAGCCAUGAAGAGAAGGCGCAUAAGCUGAUGAUGCAGAGCAAAAUCAAUGAAACUAAAGAUGUCAUGAAGAAGAGAGCUAGUGAGCUUGACAAAAUCAGGAUGGAGAAAGGCAAACUUGACAAAGGAGGAUACUCAUCAAUAUCUGGUCCCCGUGUUAUUGAAAAAACUUUCAGUGACAUGAACAUUAGUGGUACUGGCUUUGGAAGUGGUUCUGGAUUAAGUGGAAUAGGCGCUGAUAUGGACUCGUUUGCGAGUAAACCCAAAGGUCGUCCGUCAGCUGCUGCUACUGCUCCUGGCAAAGGUUUUGGUAUGAAAUUAGGCAAAUCACAGAAGACAAAUCAGUUCCUAGAAUCUUUGAAAGCUGAAGGAGAAGUCAUUUUGGAGGAUGUACAACCAAGUGCAGUUUCUUCAAGGUCCUCGCCUCUUAUACCAAGCGAUCCCAUCACCGUGACUAUUGAAGAGAAACUUAAUGUAAUAGUUAAAAGAGAUGGAGGUGUUAAUAACUUUGAUGUGCAAGGAACCCUUGCUCUUCAGGUCCUUAAUGAUGCAGAUGGAUUUAUCCAGUUACAGAUCGAAAACAAAGAUGUACCUGGACUCAGCUUCAAAACACACCCCAAUAUCCACAAGGAGUUGUUUAACAGCCAGCAAAUUGUUGGAGCAAAAGAUCCAAACAGGCCUUUCCCAAGUGGUCAAAAUGAAACACCACUUGUGAAGUGGAGAAUCCAGGGGAUGAAUGAAUCGAAUUUACCUCUGUCAGUUAACUGCUGGCCCUCGGUAUCUGGAAAUGAAACCUAUGUCAACAUUGAAUAUGAGGCUUCAGAGAUGUUUGACCUGAACAAUGUUGUCAUAUCUAUUCCUCUGCCUGCACUUCGGGAGGCUCCAACUGUUAAACAGAUUGAUGGAGAGUGGAAGUAUGACCCAAGAAACUCUGUAUUGGAAUGGUCCAUCAUCCUUAUUGAUCAGUCAAACCGCAGUGGGUCGAUGGAAUUUAUUGUCCCCCCGGCUGACCCGUCAACAUUUUUCCCCAUCUCUAUUGGAUUUGCUGCUUCCAAUACUUUCAGUGAUUUGAAGGUCACUGGAAUUCAUCCUCUGAAGGAAGGCAACCCUCCAAAGUAUUCACAGAGGGUCCGUUUGGUUGCUGCGAACUAUCAAAUAGUCUAAAGCCAUAAUUAAAGCCGUUACUGCUGUUUCUUGUUAGUGGCACAACGAGUAUAAUUUUGCAUCAAAUUUGUUUAAAAAUGUGUGUGUUGGCCUGUCCCAUACAUAGCGUGUGGCACCAUUGAGAAAUAAAAGCAUGAAUUCUCCUGUA
Messenger RNA from Aegilops tauschii subsp. strangulata, 1986 nucleotides. Its product is annotated as coatomer subunit delta-1. NCBI's taxonomy places the organism in Eukaryota, Viridiplantae, Streptophyta, Magnoliopsida, Poales, Poaceae. Gene Ontology annotation, biological process: Golgi localization; endoplasmic reticulum to Golgi vesicle-mediated transport; retrograde vesicle-mediated transport, Golgi to endoplasmic reticulum. Gene Ontology annotation, cellular component: COPI vesicle coat. The record is from RefSeq and is a predicted model, not a curated record.